Lolium rigidum is the source of this 834-nucleotide messenger RNA. RefSeq names its product tetraspanin-2-like. The record is from RefSeq and is a predicted model, not a curated record. Gene Ontology annotation, biological process: auxin-activated signaling pathway. Bases 1 to 819 code for a protein of 272 amino acids. The transcript is spliced from 2 exons. NCBI's taxonomy places the organism in Eukaryota, Viridiplantae, Streptophyta, Magnoliopsida, Poales, Poaceae. Gene Ontology annotation, cellular component: plasmodesma; plasma membrane.
AUGGGCGUGAGCAACAACAUCACGGCGUGCCUCAACUUCACGGCCCUGCUCUGCACCAUUCCCGUCGUCGCCACGGGCCUCUGGUUCGCCUCCAAGCAGGGCGCCGAGUGCGCGCGCCUGGCGCGGUGGCCCGUGGCCAUCCUGGGCGGGCUGCUCCUCCUCGUCGCGCUGGCCGGGUUCGUCGGCGCAUACUGGAACCGCCAGGGCCUCCUGGCCGCCUACCUCUUCGCCAUGGCGGCGCUCAUCACGCUCCUCCUCGCGCUGCUCGUCUUCGCCUUCGCCGUCACCCACGGCUCCGGCGCGUACCAGGUGCCGGGACGCGCAUACCGCGAGUACCGCCUCCAGGGCUUCUCCGGCUGGCUGCGCGGGUACGUCGGUGACCCGCGCCGGUGGGAGGGGAUCAGGGCCUGCCUCGCCGCGUCCGACACCUGCAGGAAGCUCGGCGUGGAGAGCGCAUUCUUCAUCGCGCCCGAGCAGUUCUACCAGUCCCACCUCUCCCCGCUCCAGUCCGGGUGCUGCAAGCCGCCGACGGCGUGCGGGUACACGUACGUGAGCCCGACGGUGUGGACCAACCCGGCGAACACGGCUGCCGACGCGGACUGCGGCGCGUGGAGCAACGACCCCCGCCAGCUCUGCUACUGGUGCAGCUCCUGCAAGGCCGGGAUGCUGGGCACCCUGCGCGACCAGUGGCGCAGGGCCAACGUGGCGCUCGUCGCCGCCACCGUCGCCCUCGUCGUCGUCUACAUCAUCGGCUGCAGCGCCUUCAAGAACGCCCAGACCGAGGACCUCUUCCGCCGCUACAAGUGGAGCAACACCUGAUAGUUAAAUAUUUCC